Molecule: messenger RNA, 369 nt
Organism: Besnoitia besnoiti
Lineage: Eukaryota; Apicomplexa; Conoidasida; Eucoccidiorida; Sarcocystidae
Exons: 1
Coding region: 1-369 (122 amino acids)
Source: RefSeq, a predicted model, not a curated record
AUGGACGAUAGAGUUCAAUAUUUCAGGAUUACGCCUGGCAGCAAAUUUAUCAUUAAUAAUGUGGGAGGUCGGAACCUAAAGUUUGGUCCGCAAGACCCACCGCGUGGGUACGUGACUGCGCUCGGCGAGUAUGACUGCGUAGGGCCAAUGCUGCCGCUGACAACCCUGUUUCCAAAGGUCCCGCCGAACAGGCAGUGGUGGACGCACCAGGAAGUUCCGCAUCAGAAGUGGAUUUUCAACACUCCAGAUCUGUCAGGGACACAGCAUAAAGAUGCAGGCUUUUGCUUCUCUGUGACAGACGUUGGCACGGGAAAGACUGUUACGCUGAAGCUGAGGGUAGGCAUGGCAAGCGAGAGUUCCUGGACAUGA